AUGAGUCUGCCUUCUCGGCCCUACGCCAGCGUGCCGUCGAUAGCUCAGUUGGUAGAGCGGAGGACUGUAGAGCAGUGGGUAUCCUUAGGUCGCUGGUUCGAAUCCGGCUCGACGGAUGGCUUUUUGCCAGUUUUUGUUUUGAUGGAGAAUUAGUUUCUUGCGGUUCCAGUAACACUGGAACGAUGUUUUUGCAGCGAGUUUCAUGUUCAGCGAGUGUAAGAACGGAUACUGGAUUAAUCCACUUUUUGAAAAGAGUAGUAGUUUAAAACCAAUUUAUUGAAACUAUCAGUCAUGUAAGUUUUUUUUUAAUUAGAGAAGUAAUUUUGGCGUUUCUUUGAAAGCUAGGAAAGAGAAAAUUUCAUUUUGAGAAACUUUCGAAAAAAAAAAUUGAAACUUUCCUAGAACAAUAGGAAAAGCUUGGCGUCGCGAAAUCGAAUUGCGCAAGACGUUGGAUGUUUCAAAAAAGGAAGCAAAAAAGUGUGAUCGGCGGCAUCCAACACGUUUUUCUGGCCGACGACUGGGAUUUCGGUCUCUGUCUCUCGAAAUAUAUGAAUUUUCUCGCUGGCCAGAUCUCCCACCACGAUUUUGGCGUCCCUUGUUCUUUCUCUCGUUUCUCUGAAUCCUCUGUUUACCCAGUAACACAUUCGCAGGGCAGUUAUGAUUGGUGUCAGCAGCCCAAAAAAGGAAAACGAAAGCCACAGAAAUGAACGUCCAGGUCGACGACCUCCUCACACAGAUGUUCCGUGAGAAUCUCUCUUUUUAACAUUUGUUCCUUAUUUCAAACGGUCCCAGUUUCAGCUAUAAUCGUUUGUUUUAUUUUUUUAAAAAAAUGAUCUUUUUUUCCAAAUUACUCCUAUUUUGCAAAACUGAAAAAUCUCAGAAAACUGGAUUUCUUACACUAUUCACUCAUAUUAAUUUUUGCUUGAGAUAUGCCUUCAUUUUUUGGAUUUUCUCAAUCCAUGGAGUUUGUUAAAGUUUCUCUAUGAAUAUUUGUUUCUUUCAGGUUUUCCAAAAAAAGCCAUUCCCCAAUUUAACCUUCUCAAGUUAAAAUGUUAGUUUCUUCUCUUAUACACCUUUUUCACGACAUUUCUCCUUUUUAAUGGGCUGAAAAGCUUUUUUUUUCAGUUUUGCGAGGAUUUCUCCUUUUUGAAACGACCUUUUUUAUGGAGUGGUGUUUUGUUAUGUCAUUUUUUCUUUCUUUUUUUUUCAAGUUGCUAGCCCCGAAAAAGUUCAAUAGAUGGAAACAACUGGAAUCUUUAAAACCUUUAUUUCAGACUGAAAAUUUUAAGUCGUGAAUUUCUUGAAUGUUAAUCUCGUUCUGAAAAUUAUUUUUUUGAGUGGACAGCUAAAAGAAUUGGAACUCGAACUGUUUAAAAGAAUAUUUUUAGGAGGUUAUUUCCUUUGAUUUUUCAAAGUUUCUAGUCAGAAAAUUGCUGACCUCAAUUGAUUUCAAGUAGCUAGCAAACUUACUUUCUUCCAAUCGUUUCCAGGGCCCGCAAAAACCAGAAUCAAUUCUCACUUGACGUCUCCUUCUUCCUUGUCGAACCCGAGUUGAAUCCGGCCGACCGGUGCCGAAGAAAAACCAGUAGACGUCGCUCUUUGCACUUUGCGUUUUUGGACGGCGACUUCGCCUUGGGGCGAUUCUUCCUCUGUUUCUUCCCACCGCCAUUGUUGCGUUUCUGGAUUUUUCUUUUCUCGGAAUCGCGUCCUUUUUCCUCUUUAUACAAGUUUGGAACAGCCUGCCAGUUGGUUUCUGAGAUUAGAAAUAAAAAAAGAAGAAAUUGUGGCACGAGAAAAGGCGAGAUGUUUCUUAUAAUCUUGGUAAUCGAAAAAUUAAACAAAGGAAGGCCCCAAAAUGAAAAUAUUAGUCCAACCGUAUUCCCAUGAACUCGAAGUUAUAAUUUGAAAAUAGCUUAAGUUUUGAAAGGAAUUCAUUAUUAAUCUGCCUAUAAUCAUUUUUUCGCAAUCCCAAGACCAGCUAUAAAAAAGAUCACAUUUUCAAGUGACCUUUUAUGGCUUUUCCUUGGAGGUAUUUGCAACAUCGAAUUACUUUCCCUGCAAUUUUUUGCCGUAAAAUGAGAUUUCUAUGAAAAGUGAAAUUAAUUCCAAAAACGGAGAACUUUGUGUUUUGCAGGAACGAUUACUUUUUUUUCAAUUUUGAUUGUUCUAUAAAGCUCCCAGAGCGAUGCCUAAUUUGCGAUGAAGCCUUAGUUUAUGUACCUUUUUGUUGUUUGAACACCUUUCGGCUAGUGAAUAAUAUGAAUCCAUCGAUUUUGAAACGCUUCCUUCCUUCGAAGCAAGUCAAAAAAAGCCGAAACAGCAAAAAAUGAAGGUGCAGAUUUGUCUUCGAGAUUCCUGACUUUCGAUUUUCCUGCCUCCCAGUUUUUUUGUUCAAUGAGUUUUUCCCUCAGCAAGCUUUUUCUCUCACUACAAACAACAACUAUACAAUGCUGUUUGGGUUUUUUUUUCUGGAAAAAUUUUUUUUUUUUUCACGUUUAUUUUCACACGAAUGACGAAUAAACCUUUUUUUUCGUGACGUUUCAAACAUGAUUCUUUUUUUGAAAUUUUCAGACUGCCACGAGAAACAUUGAAAAGCAAAAGAGAGCGAUUUCAACGCGAGUUCUCUUGGACUGGCCAUCCGAAAAAUGGCUAACCGCCUUUUUUGGAAAAUUUUUCUUUUUCUUUUUUUCGCCUCUCCAAACUCGUUCUGUCUCGUUGGGCGACGGCGAAACGUUGCCCUUCAAACAAUUUGUCUUGCCGCUUGUUUCUUCUUUACUUUCUUCUGUUGCUCGUUAUUACAAGAUCUUUCAACAAGUCCAUUUCAAGGUUAUUAAAAGGCAACGAAAUGAGCAACAAACCCGCCAUCGAGCAGAUCAAACGGCCGAAAAUGCUUUGCGAAGGUCAAAGGUUUGAGUUUUCCACUGUUGUAUGCAAUAAGAGAACUGAGAAAAUUUUCAAAUUUGAACUUGGAAAAAGGCAAAAAAAAAGUAGACCUAAAGUUUGUUUUUUGAACCGUCGCUUUAAAUUAUCGAAUAAAAACUGAAAAAAAUGUUAUCUGCUUUAAAUAAAAAAGAAAAUAUCGAUUUUUUUUCAUUGUUUUUAAUUAAAUUUAAUUUUUUUUUGUAUUUUCCAUUUACUUUCAGUUCCAGGUUUUUUUCGCUUUGAAAUUUUGAAAAAUUUAAUUUAGAAGGAAUUUAGAAGAAGUUUUUUCGCGUUCUUUGAACUUCAUUUUAAUUUUGUCAAAAAAAUGUUUUUCUAAUUUUUUUCUCAAUUCUACAAGAUAUUGAGAAAUUCGUUGUGCUCCGUGUUGUUAGAAGUCUGGAAAAUAUCAAUGCAAGGAACUAUUAUAAAUAAUUCGCUCUUUUUUCCGAGUGUUUCAUUUUCAUAUGCAUUUUUUGCAGAAAUCGUUUGCCGGCCGACGAGUACAUUCAUAUUGAAACAGUGUCAGUGUGGGAGUUGCUCAAGCCGAUGCUCAGAUGGGUUAGUUUUUCUGAAAUAUUUUUGAAGAAUAAAAAGUUUGAUGAACCUUUUUUCAUGUUCAAAAGAAUAUAAAUCAUUGUUUUUAGGGAGCCGAACUGUUCCGUAUGGCGAUGCCAGUGCAGGUGAACGAGCCGCUGAGUUUUCUCCAGCGACUUUCGGAAAAUACUCUUUAUUCCGAUCUUCUCAUCAAGGCCAAUCAGUCUGAAGACGAUGUGGAGAGAAUCAAGGUGAGAAAAUUCAGCCUUUCUUAUUGAAAAUAUCGAUAAUAUAGUUUAAAAAUUCGUUUUGAAGUUCUGCCAGUUCAAGGGUUUUGCUUUUCAAUGAUUUUUUUUAUCCAAUACUCCCUUCAAAUUGUCGUCAUGACAAAUAAAUUUGAGCUCGUGAGCGCAUUUGUUGUGGCGACGAUUUCUUCGAACUACAAACGUCUCGCUAAGCCAUUCAAUCCGCUCCUUUUGGAAACUUAUGAGCUCGAAAGGUUGAUUGUUUCUUGAUGGCGAGAAAACCAAGCUGUUCUUAUUUUCAGGAACGGAGUUCGCUACCUGGCCGAGCAGGUCAGCCACCAUCCGCCGAUUUCAGCCGUUUAUGCGGAAAGCGAUGAUUUUGUGGUUGAGGUGCCUAGUGCGAAGAAAAUGUCUUUUAAUAUCAAAAGUUGAAGCUGCGGGAUUCGAUACAUUAGUUUUUCUGUUCUGAACUUUCAUCCCCUUUUCCUUAGAAAAUGUUCCUAUUCGUCAAUUUCUUCUUACAAAAGAUAAUUAAUUCCUUGUCCUCUCAAUGGUUUGGUGUUCAGGCGGUCGUCUCGCCGACUCUGGGUGUCAAUUGGACUGGAAUGGUCGCCAUUCCAAACGCGAAACUGAAGCUCACUCUCAAAAGGUUUUUGCGAACCCCGAAAUGAUUCAACAUGAACGUUUUCUGAAGAACCGGCGAAACUUACACUUGGGACGCUCCGAAAUGCUCGAUUUGCAACGUCGUCGUCGGCAAAAUGUACAUGAACUUUGUGAGUUUGACUCGUCGCUCUUCAAAAAAAAAAUGCGUAUGAUUUUAAGGUGGACAUUUGAUAUUAGAGCUAUACCCUUAAGUUUUUACCUUACCGAUUUAUUUUUAGAGCGCGCCAUGAAAAUUUUGAAAUAAGGACCCAAGUUCAUCGGCUCAUAAGUUAUCAUCAACCUUGAUUAGUGGAAAGUUGACAAGUUUUUAUAGUCAAUCCUUCUUGAGUAGAUUAGCAAGAGUAGCGCGUUGUGUACGUGAUGCGGCUUUCUGGCGAAAAACGGUGAAAAAAAUAAGAAGAAAAAAUUGAGUUUUUCAUUAUUUUAUACUUAUAUCCGUCAAACAACCUUCUUUUCCGCAUAGUCGAGAGUUUUUGCAAUAGGCCUCGGACGUUACGAUCAAAAGCAGUGGGAAAUGUUUGGCGGAGCUUUCUUUUACCGGCAAAGGCUACAGUAACCCGCACGGUGGCAGCGAUCUUCACGUGGAGGGCGUCAUUAGGAAGGGGUGAGAGUAUUUUUGUAGUCGGAUAGUAGUUAUAGUUAUUUUAUUGGUUCAAAAAUAAGUUCCAGAGACAAGCCUGUAACUGCGCUCUACGGCAACUGGGCACUGUAUCUCGCGUCGUGCGACUACGAUUUGUUCAAGAAGAACCGGAAGGACUACGUCAAAACUUUCAACGUUGGUUUCCAAAUAAUUCUUUCUAGAAAGUGAGAAAAAAAGUAAUGAUCAAGAAGACUCGAAGGAGUUUUUAGUAAGGACUACAGUGAGACCUUGCAGGAGAGCUUGAAGGCCGAGGAUCAGGCUGUCAUCAUUCCUGGAUCGAAGACGAUCUGGGUGGCCAACGUCCUGCCGCCUUUGUUCGAUGAGGUUUCUUUCAAUCAAAAUGGAAAUCUGAAUCGGAAAACCGGAAUGAGACUUGAAAAGGAAAAAUACGAAGUCGAGUCAUUGAAUGAGACUCACCAGAUGUAAAUUUUUACGCUUAUUUCGAAUUUGUCCUCAAAAAUGAUUUUUCGAAGCUCCGCGAAGGAAAUGUGGACCUGGUUAGAUUUUCGGUUUCAUGUUAUUUUCAUGCGAGUUUUUUGCUAUUCUACAGGGUGACAAAUAAAUAUUGAAACGCGUUUGAAACGUUAUAACUUUCUCAAAAGUCAACCAAACACCACCAAACUUGGAACAAAUUUUAUUCAUACAAUAUAGAAACAAAAUUCAAGAAUAGUUUUCGAAACUUCCUCCUUUAGCUUUGAUAACGGCCUUCAGUCUCUUCGGAUACGCAUCGAUCACGGCACGAAGGUAGUCGUCGUCGAUUUCGUCCCAUUUCUUGAUGAGCACGGUCUUCAGAGCUUUGAUACUUGGGUAGUUCUUAGAAGAGACCUUCUCGGUCAGAUAUAUCCACCCGGCAUAGUCCAUCGGGUUGAGGUCGGGCGAGGAAGCAGGCCAAUCAGCAGCCGAGAUGAACUCGGAAAAUUGGCGCGAUACCACUCUUGAGUCCCUUUGGCGCGAUGAGCGGGGGCGCCGUCUUGCUGGAAGGUCCAUGGUCGGUUUCCGUAGUGAGAAUUGGCUCAGGGCAACACCCUCAACUUCAAAAUCUACGCCCUGUAGUAUACUUGGUUCACUUUGACUCCAGGAUCCACAAAAAAAUCAGCGGAGUUUUGCCGUCAGCGGUAAUUCCGGCAAAAAAACCAUCACGGAAGCCGGAUGCGAAGUUUUAUUCAGAAUUUUUUUCCUUUUUUUCACAGGCACUCUGAUAGUCAGUAACGAUGAUCCGAUGAUUUUGGCCGUUCUUGUUCGCCUCCACAGUGAAGAUUUUCUCGUCGGUAAAUAGCGUCGUCAGAUGCGAGCCAUCUUGCGUGCCAGCGAGCAGCUUUCGAGCCUUUUUCAUCCGGAAUGUCUUGUUUUUUUGAUUGAGAAAGGCUCCUUUCUGCAUACGGUAGGGAAUCAUCUUCAGCUUGUCCAUGACAAUAGUUCUCAUCGAUCCUCGACUCAUUUCGUAUUCUUUUGCCAUCUUUCUCAUGCUUCUUUCCGGAGUGCGUCUGAUUUUCUCUCGAACGGCUUCGACUGCUUCUGGAGCCGUGACGGUGACUGGACGUCCACUUCUUUGCAUGUCAUCUGAAGUACCGAGAUGCCGAUAGCGUUGUGCAGUUCGAAAAACGAGAACACGAGACACUUUCAGCUUUUUAACGAUCUCUGAAUACGUCCUUCCGCUUUUGACACAAUCAAUGAUUGCGGUACGGUACGGAGAUGGGGCCACCAUCACCUGAAAACUGAAAAGUAUGAGCUGUAACUUCAAAAACAUAAUAAGUGAGCAUGAAUGAACGAAAUAAACAAAAAAAUUCAAAGGCCAGUCCUUUGCGCAAAAAGCAGCGAUCAAACAAAAAACGGUUUCAAUAUUUAUUUGUCACCCUGUAAUUCUCUACACGAUGUCAAUAAAUCGAAAGAAAUUUAUCAUUCUGCAGUCAAAAAAAUGUUUUUUUUUCAAGCAAUUCCACCUGCCGUACUAUGUCUUGUCGCUGAACGAGAUCUACGAGGGAAUGGGCGACAAUUUGCCGCCGACCGACAGCCGCAGAAGGCCCGACAUCCGAGCCUUCGACGAGGGAUACUGCGGUGAAUUCCUUCUGGAAAACUCAGAAACGGAAGGAAGUUUUCCAGACAUUGCUGAGAACGUGAAGAGGCAGCUGGAAAACGAGCAGCGCGAGCGGGCGAGGAAUUCUGUCGCCCAAGUCCCUGUGUCAGUAGUUUCUCGGGAUAGCUCCAAAAAAGAGAAAAUAACGCUCUGGUCAUUCAUCCUAGUAAAAAUGAUAAAAAGGGUUUUUCCGUUAUCAGCAUAAGGAUUACUUUCGUUGUCAGGGAACCGCCUUUUUCAUUCAGUUUGUCGGCGUGCUACUUUUCCCAAUUUCAAAAAGUUUUAAUUUCUUGCACGUUCUCACAAAUAAAAAAUAAAGAAAAGAACAAAACAAGGAAGAUAAUGCGAAUGGGUUUUGAGGUUCACUUUCUUCACUCUGCUCAUAGGAGAUCAUAGGAUAACUAUAGAAAAGACUUCAGAGGAUAAAAGAGAGUUGGAAAAUUGUUUGAAAGUUUUAUUUUCGCUUUCGAGAAGAUGACGAUGUAAGUGUGGUUUUGAUCUUUUCAUUUUUAUCAACGACUUAUUUCGAAAUGAUGGUUUGAAAGGAAAGUCUGAUUCAGGUGGUUCGAGAAAGACGAGAAUGGCGACUGGAAGUACAAGGGCAAGUACUGGAACCGCAAAUACGCGGACUCGCCGGACCUUUUCGUCAACGGAAACGAAGUCUACCUGGAGCUCGUCAAUCUCGCCCGCAAGGCUGAGGAACGCCUCACUCUGUGA
Messenger RNA from Caenorhabditis auriculariae, 7795 nucleotides. The record is from the annotation of a GenBank genome assembly. Lineage: Eukaryota; Metazoa; Nematoda; Chromadorea; Rhabditida; Rhabditidae.